This is a messenger RNA of Dioscorea cayenensis subsp. rotundata (Guinea yam), 3501 nucleotides long. Its product is annotated as subtilisin-like protease SBT3.5. Lineage: Eukaryota; Viridiplantae; Streptophyta; Magnoliopsida; Dioscoreales; Dioscoreaceae. Gene Ontology annotation, molecular function: serine-type endopeptidase activity. The record is from RefSeq and is a predicted model, not a curated record. Gene Ontology annotation, biological process: proteolysis. Bases 968 to 3208 code for a protein of 746 amino acids. The transcript has 10 exons.
UUUAAUUAAAUGUGGAUAAAUCACAGAUUUAUUGAACUAAAAACGAAGGUACAAGGAUAAAGCCAACUCUUACCAGAGGUGAGGAGGAGCAGGGAAAUAAGUAAAAAAACAGAGCAAGCAGAGAAAAAAAACUAAGUAAACGAAAGGAGCCGUCUGGCAUCUCAGACCUACUUAGACAAACGUCGAAAUUCUUUAAUUGUCGCAAUAAAAAUUACUUUAAUGUUACAUAACUUUUCAUUAUUUUCAAUGCUAAUUGAAAAUAACUUUAGUAGCCAAAAGUUCGGAGUCAAGUAGCAUUGGCCUCACUACAAAAAAAAAUGAAUGUAAAACUUUCAAGUAUUUCGCAUUCAAACUUUACUAGAUAUGACUAAUAAACAGAUUUCUUAUUGUGGGUUUGAGUUUAUAACUCACAUCAUGUGUCACUAAAUGAAGGUAUAUGGAUUGGACGUUUAAUUCUCACCCUAUGCACAUAUUCCUUAAUAGGCUCAUAUCCAUUUGACUAACAAUCUUACUGUAUUGGUAAAAAAUAAAAUAAAAUAAAAUAAAAUAAAUAAAAUGAAGCAGGUUUUUCUUUUGCAUUUAAACCCCAACAAGUCCUAGUUGCCGUCUCUGAAUUGGCUUGUAGACAUUUUUUAUAUUUUUUUUUAAAGUUUUUUCUUUUUCAAAAAAGAAGAAAAAAAAGCAGAAUCAUUGGAAACUUGGAGCCCAACUACUAAAUACGAAGUUUGAUGUUAUUCAUCAGUAUAGACUUUAGAUAACAAUCUGAACAUCUAGAACCCUGAUUCACCAUUUUCUACAGUUGACUCUGAACCACAUGAUCUUAUCAUCUCCAUAUUUCUCAAAAACAAAAUAGACUCUGAAACUAGGCUGUUUGAUCCACUUAGAGGCACGUGUAUCAGGUUAAUUACUUGUUUAAUGUGACUAUAAGUAUGAGUAGAUGUAAAGCUAAGUUGAUCCAAAGCCAAAAAUGACCCUCCAAUCUUCUCCUCAAUCUCUCUACCUUCUUGCAUUAAUCACUCUGAGUAGUCUGAACCUUUUGCAUUUGAAAGCUGAAGCUUCAAGCAAAUUGUAUGUUGUGUACUUGGGAGAGAAGCAACAUGAGGAUCCGAAUGUUGUGGCUGCAGAUCACCAUGACAUGCUCACUGCACAGCUGGGAAGCAAGGAGGAAGCUCUGAGUUCCAUUCUCUACAAUUACAAGCAUGGGUUCUCAGGCUUUGCAGCAAUGCUUACAGAAUCUCAGGCAAAAACUAUCGGAGAGUUACCGGAAGUAAUGAGCAUCAGGCCAAGCCGAACCUAUAAAAUUCAAACCACAAGAAGUUGGGACUACCUUGGAUUACACUACAACGAACCAAAAGGACUGCUACAUGACAGUCACCAGGGAGAAGACAUCAUAAUUGGAAUGGUUGAUACUGGGAUAUGGCCAGAGUCUCCGAGCUUCAGCGAUGCUGAUUUGGGGCCAAUACCAUCACGAUGGAAAGGAAUUUGCCAGACUGGACAAGCCUUCAAUAGCAGCAAUUGUAACCGAAAAAUCAUCGGAGCUCGGUGGUACACAAUGGGUGUGGAUCCAGAGCAACUCAAAGAAGAGUACUUAUCUGCCAGAGCCUUCAACAAUCAUGGAACGCACACAGCGUCGACAGCCGCGGGGGUUCUUGUGAGGAACGUGAGCGCGCACGGUCUGGCUGCGGGUGCAGCGCGUGGAGGAGCACCGCGCGCGCGGUUGGCGAUAUACAAAACGUGCUGGGGAAGCAAUGGAGAUUGCUCUGAGGCGGCAGUGUUGAAAGCCAUAGAUGAUGCGAUACACGAUGGGGUUGACGUGCUAUCUUUGUCGAUUGGUCCGGUUGGAGGAAAAGGGUACCUUGAGGGUUCUUUGAAUGCGGUGGCGAAAGGGAUUACUCUUGUUUUUGCAGGCGGGAAUGGGGGUCCAGCUACGCGGAAUUUAAUCAAUGAACUUCCAUGGGUGAUCACUGUGGCGGCUUCCACCAUUGAUCGCUCUUUCCCUACCGUCAUCACUCUCGGAAAUGGUCAGAAGUUGGUGGGUCAAGCAAUCUACUAUCAACCCACAAAUAUCUCCUUCAAGCCAUUAUAUUUUGGAGGAAGUUGCAGUGUUGAUUCUUUAAAUAACACAGAUGUUGUUGGGAGUAUUGUUCUAUGUUCACCUGCGGAGAUUAUUUCAUUCAGUCCGCGAUAUGAUCCUUACAUAGCCGCCAAUAAUGUGAUUAAAGCAAAUGGGGCGGGAAUCAUAUACGCAAUGUACACCACCAACCUACUUUUCUUUUUUGAAAGCUGCAAUAAUUAUCUUGUCAUAUGUGCUAUAGUGGAUUUUGGGAUAGCAAGAGAAAUCCAAAAAUAUGGAAACAUUACCAGUUUGGAAGGUACUAAACCAAUGAUCAAGGUGAGUCUGACAAGAGAUGUUGCUGGGCAAAGAGUUCCUUCACCAAACAUUGCCUUCUUCUCAUCAAGAGGACCAAGUGCCUUAUUCCCGGAGUUACUCCUGCCAGAUAUUGCCGCACCUGGAGUUUCAAUUGUGGCCGCAAUGCGGGACUCUUAUGAUUUUCUAAGUGGAACGUCUGUGGCAUGCCCUCACAUUUCUGGGAUUGUUGCACUUUUGAAGUCACUCCAUCCUUCUUGGUCUCCUGCAGCUAUUAAAUCAGCAUUGGUUACAACCGCAUCAAUCACAAAUGAGCAUGGAUGGCCAAUAGAGGCAGAGGGACUGCCAAGAAAGCUUGCUGACCCUUUUGACUUUGGUGGUGGACAUGUCAACCCCAAUAAAGCAGCUGAUCCAGGUCUCAUCUAUGAUAUUGAUCCAAAAGACUAUCUCAAGUACUUCAAUUGUUCAAUUGGCAUUCCAGAUGCUUGUGAUUCAACAAAGCCUCUGUACUACUUGAAUUUACCAUCUAUCUCCAUUCCUAACCUCAAGUCUACAGUCACUGUUUGGAGAACAGUUACCAAUGUUGGCUCAACUAAUGCCGUAUAUAAAGCUAUCCCUGAGUCACCAGUGGGUGUUGAAAUGGUUGUUGAACCUCCAGUUUUGGUCUUCAAUUGCACUCACAAGGUGCAAACUUUUAAAGUGGAAUUCACGGCCGUAUUUAAGAUGCAAGGAGAUUAUAAAUUUGGUAGCUUGACUUGGUAUGACAAAGAUGAUCACAGAGUUAGGAUUCCAAUUGCUAUUCGGAUUGUGAUCCAGGAUUUCUUUUCUGAUGCUUCCUAAACUAAUUCUGGGCAUGCUUGCUUCCUACUUGUUGAUUGUGUACUAUGCUGCUGAAUAAAGUCUGGAAAUGAAUAAAGUUGUUUAAAUAAUAAGUACUUGGCUUCCAAUUCCACAGAAAUCAUGCUGAAAAUGCCUUUUUGGGAAUCAAAUCUUCGACAUUUCUUGGGAGGAAAAUAAACUAUUAUUCUCCUAUAGCAGGAUGGUUUACGAUGAAAAUGCUUCUGCAAUAAUUAUAUAAUAGUAAUUUUCUUGUAGAGAAAGAAGAUUCAGAAGAUCAGGGACUGAAGACUAUU